GUUGAAGUUAGUCUUUCGGGUGUUGGCUCUGGCAAAAAGAAGGAAAAAUGGGGUGGUGCAUUUUAAAGUGGCUGCUCCUAGGGAUAUUUACAAACUUUUUGAUUCUUUCUAAAAGUGAUUCUGAUGUUGUGGUCUCUACCUUGGAUACUUGGGAGGUUCAACAAGAUUCCAAGUCAACACUGGAGUGUGAUCGAACAUCCAUCCUUUGUAAAGAUGGAACAGAAUGUGUCCUCUUUGAAUACCUGUGUGAUGGUGAUGAAGACUGUUCUGAUGGAUCUGAUGAGAUGGACUGUUCUGAAGUGUGUGAUGAACCAGAUGCAUUUAAAUGCCUAGAAGGAACCAAUUGUAUUCAAGGUCACCUACACUGUGAUGGUAUUGCUCAAUGUCAAGAUGGAUCUGAUGAAAUGAAUUGCUUUCAAGAAUCUGACUUGUGUGGCUUCUGGUGUGACAAUCGCCAGAUGUGUAUUCCUCUUGACUGGAUAUGUGAUGGCAGUGAAGACUGUAAUGAUAAAACUGAUGAACUAGAAUGUGGGUGUGGUAGUGAUGACUUCACCUGUGAUGAUGGACAAUGUAUUUCUCUGGCUUUCCGCUGUGAUUUGAAGUAUGACUGCAGGGAUAAGUCAGAUGAGCACAAUUGUAUCAAACCCAAGAAAGUUCCAUGCCAACCUGGAGAAAUCAUGUGUCCUGUCAGCAAGGAAUGCAUAAUAAAUGAGUGGUGGUGUGAUGACUAUAUAGACUGUGGAGAUGGAAUGGAUGAGCAGAACUGCAAAUUUUCAGAGAUCCCAUGCAGGGGAUUUCAAUGGACAUGCAGUAAUUUUCAGUGUGUUCCUGACUUCUGGCGUUGUGAUGGGCUAAAAGACUGCAAGGAUGGUAGUGAUGAGAUGACAUGCCAAUCAAGACGGUGCAAAAGUUUUGAAUUCCAAUGUGCUACAUCAGAAUGUAUCACCAUGAAUUUAGUCUGCAAUGGAAAGUCUGAUUGUUCAGAUGCUUCUGAUGAGGGUGGAGACUGUGAUUCACAAGAAUGCACAAACUGUACCAAUGUAUGUUUCAAGACACCAAAUGGGCCUCAGUGUGGCUGUGCAAGUGGGUUUAAACUCACACCUGACUUGGACACCUGUGUUGAUAUUGAUGAAUGUAAAGAACUAGCAACCAGACCUUGCAGUCAAAUGUGUCUAAAUAAGAAUGGAACCUACAGCUGCAACUGUUACCCUCAUUAUCUGCUGAAAAAUGAUGGAUCGAGCUGUAAAGUAACAGGUGCUGAGCCGGUUCUUCUUGCAUCCAUUCACCAUGAUAUCCUACUGUAUGGAUUACACAGUGAUAAAAAGGACAUCAUCUCUGCUGUUGCAAAGAAUAUAAUGUUCCCAUUGGAUUAUGAUUGGAAGGAACAAGUAAUCUUUUGGUCUGACACUUAUUCUAAAAGUAUAAACUGGAUGAAACUGAACCAAUAUGAUAAGGGGAUGCUGAUCAAAGGAAUCCAGUCUGACUGCAUAGCUGUUGACUGGGUGGGCAGAAACCUUUACUGGACAGAUGGAGCAGCUGGUCAUAUUCUGGCAGUAAAUUUAAACUCUACAUGGCAUGAAAUUAAAGAACAUGUGGUUGUAAUUGACACAGCUAUAGAUCAACCUCUCUCUUUAGUUUUGCAACCACUUAAUGGAUUAAUGUAUUGGGCUGAGAUUGGAAGUGAGCCCCACAUUGAGAGAGCAGGCAUGGAUGGAACAAAUAGAAAAGUAAUUAUCAAGCAUGGACUUGGAUGGCCAACCAGCUUGACACUUGACCUACUUGAUUGGAAACUGUUUUGGGCUGAUGGAAAACUUCAUUGUAUUGGUGUGUCUAAUUUAGAUGGCACUAGGAUAAAGUUUUUCCAGUUGGCGUAUACUCAGAGGCCAUUUGGUAUCACUGUAUUUGAAGAUGACAUGUACUGGUCUGAUGUGGAGUUGAGAAGUAUUCAAAAAGCUGACAAGAGACUUGGAAAGAAUAGAACUGUACUCCUGAAACAUGAUCAACCAUAUAAUUUGAAGGUCAUGCAUGAAGUGCUGCAACCAGAGACUUUAAAUCCUUGUGAAAAAAUGGGCUGUUCACACUUCUGUUUAUUGGGACCUGGGUUAAAGGGCAGCUGCCACUGUGGGCCAGAAAUGCUGCUGGCAGAUGAUGAUUUAACCUGUGUAAAAUCAGAUGAGCCUUUUCUCUUGAUGAUCUCUCCCACUGUCAUCACUCAGAUAUAUUUAAAGCAUCUACUGCAAGAUAAAGAAUCGAAGGUUUUGCCAGAACACUUGGUCCACCAACUGACUAACAAGCAAGUGUCUUCUGCUGAUUAUGCCUGGAAAGACAAAGUGGUCUACUUUGCAGAUUCUCAUCAAGGCCUUAUUGGACAACUAGUGAUGGGGUCUAAUGUUUCUUGGCAGAAGAUUCUCCAGCUUGAUAAUGAGAUCAUCUCUUUAUCAGUGGACUGGCUAGGUAGAAAUCUAUACUGGAUCACUAGCAAACCUUGUGUAAUUGAAAUGGCAUCUGUAAAUGGACUUUAUCGACUUGUGUUAAUAGAAAAUCUCAGUCAUUCAACUUCACUUGUAUUACAUCCACCUUUGAGCAUCAUGUGUUUCUCAGAGUGGGGGUCAGAAGACCAAGGAGAUAGUUCAAAGAUUGAAUGUUCUCAUAUGGAUGGACAGAAACGCAAAGUUGUUUGGAAAAAGUGUCGAUUUCCAACUGGUCUGGUCAUUACAGAAUCUGGCACUCGGCUUUAUUGGAUUGAUUUGGAUAAUAAUGCUAUUGACAGUGUUCUAUUGGAUGGUUCAGAAUUCCAAGAAGUUAAAGUAGGCCUUGGUGUUCAUUCUGUUUUUGCAUAUGGGGAGAAUGUGCUAUUCUGGACAAUAGUACACAAUGGUUACACGCAACUGUGGUACAAUAAAAUGGGGAAGGAGCAGCAGUGGUUUGAAGUGGAGCAGAAAAUUAUUGGCCUUAAAGUAUACAACAGACAACAAGGAAGUAAUUUCUGUUUUGAGGAAAAUGGUGGCUGCAGCCACUUGUGCCUAGCAUACCCUGGAGGUAGAACGUGCAGAUGUUCCGCAGGAUAUCGCCUUGUCAAUGAUGGUAUUUGUGAAGCUGUGGAGUGUCCACAACAGACUUGGCCAUGCCUUGAUGGUUUCAGCUGCAUCUUGAAUGAGCAAGUGUGUGAUGGUGAAAAACACUGUGGUGAUGGAUCAGAUGAAAUGGAAUGUGAUGUGUGGAAGGGACCAACACAGAUGAGCACAGUUUUUCCCAAUAUUUCUACACCUGAAGUUUCCUCUCAACAAAUGGCCACUUCAAGAUGGUUUCCAGUCAGUCCCACAACCUUCAGAGAAAGUUGGUUUUCUCACACAGAUACCACUCCAGUCACAUCUAGUUAUGGAGUUUCUCUGCAUCAUGGUACAAUGACACAAAGUCCUGUUGCAAACCAGACUGGAGAUUUCAAUGCAACUGAAAUAGGAAGAUCUGGUUCAUGUACAGCUGAACUGUGCAACAUGCAUGGGAAAUGCUACAUAGUUGAUGGCUUGAUGAUGUGUCAAUGCCAAGAAGGUUACACUGGAAGAUUCUGUGAGCACCAGGUGGUGCCAGAAAUAAGUGUUCCUAUCAUUCUGGGAAUACUUGUUGUGAUUCUGCUUGUUGCUGUUGGAGCAUUAAUCUUGAAGAAAAUAGCUGGAAAAAGGAAAGCUCAUGCCAACUUGCAGUUGACUGCAGCAGAACACAGGAACCAGAUCAUGAUGAAUGAAGCCUUUGUAGAGGUACCAGAGGAACCACAAGCAUCAAGCUGAAGCUUCAGAAUACUUUUUAGUCAAAGUGGAUUGAAAUUGUAUUUUAAUUAAAUAAACAGUUGCAACAUA
Pristis pectinata (smalltooth sawfish) is the source of this 3854-nucleotide messenger RNA. Its product is annotated as very low-density lipoprotein receptor-like. Gene Ontology annotation, molecular function: calcium ion binding; protein binding. The transcript has 19 exons. The coding region runs from base 48 to 3785 and encodes 1245 amino acids. The record is from RefSeq and is a predicted model, not a curated record. Lineage: Eukaryota; Metazoa; Chordata; Chondrichthyes; Rhinopristiformes; Pristidae.